GAAAGUUGAUUGGCAAUUUGGCAGAAUACUCCAGAAUAUUAUUAAGCAUCAAUUAGCUGCUGCCUAUUAGUUAACAAGAUAAGAGUACCCAUAUCUCGCAGCUUCCAAGCUUCUAUAUCCCAAUUUGAUUCUCCUUUCAACUCUUAAUAACAAUAAACGUUUCCUGUUCUGCGUGGACAUUGACAAUACCGUGUUAAAAAUUUGUUCUUUAAUCAUUUUUAUUCAAUUUUGCCCAUUUUAAUCUUAUUAUUAUUACUUUUUUCUUGGGAGGAUACCUGGAAGGAAUAUUCUUUAUUUUCAAUUUUCCAUAUUACUAUAUAUAUAUUUUUUAUAUUUAUGGUCCGUUUUCAUGUGGCCACACUGAAGAGCUCAAGAACUGUUGUCCAUCUCAUUCGCUUCUCAUCGAUCACUUCCGUGGGAAAGGAAAAUGGCUGAAACUGAUUCAUAUUCGGAGUUCCUUGCCCUUGCAGUCGAUGCGGCUGAGAGGGCCGGAGAGUUUAUCCGAAAAGGGUUCUAUCAAACCAAGCAUGUGGAGCAUAAGGGCCAGGUAGAUUUGGUCACUGAAACUGAUAAGGCGUGUGAAGAUCUCAUCUUCAAUCAUCUCAAGCAACAUUUCCCUAGCCAUAAGUUUAUUGGGGAAGAAACUACUGCUGCCUGUGGUGCUACAGAGCUGACUGAUGAACCAACAUGGAUAGUUGAUCCUCUUGAUGGAACAACUAAUUUUGUGCAUGGAUUUCCCUUUGUGUGCGUCUCUAUUGGUUUAACAAUUGGAAAGGUCCCCAGAGUUGGCGUUGUCUACAACCCAAUUAUGAAUGAGCUCUUCACUGGCAUCCAUGGAAAAGGAGCUUUUCUAAAUGGAGACCCCAUAAAAGCGUCUUCUCAGUCGGAACUUGUGAAAUCCCUCCUUGGUACUGAGGCUGGAACGAAGCGUGAUCAGGCAACCUUGGAUGCCACUACAAACAGAAUCAAUUAUUUACUUUCCAAGGUCAGGUCGAUUAGGAUGAGUGGGUCUUGUGCAUUAGACCUCUGUGGCAUUGCAUGCGGAAGGCUGGAUGUAUUCUAUGAACUUGGAUUUGGUGGCCCUUGGGAUGUCGCAGCUGGUGCUCUGAUUGUUAAAGAAGCAGGGGGAGUUGUGUUUGAUCCUUCUGGAAAAGAAUUUGACAUCACAGCUCAGCGAAUUGCUGCGUCAAAUCAACUUGUCAAGGAUGCAUUUGUGGAGGCACUGAGGCACUCUGAAUGAAGUGUAUUAUUAUAUGGCAACCAAAAUCUUCACUUGAUCUGUCAAUUUCUUUUAUUAGGAAAGAAACAAGCAAAUGGCAUCCCUUCUCCCACCCCAUCAAAUUGAUCUCCAGAGAUACUGUUAGGCGUUGCCCCCCCCCCCCACAGUACAGCAGCACACUCAAUUGUUGCUCCCUCUGCAUGCAGCAUUAGGCUGUACCAAUCGUUCUAAAACUCCAAAAAUAACGCGACAAUUUGAUAAUCUAGUAAUAUCAGAUGCAAGUUGAUUUCACUCUUCAAA
Molecule: messenger RNA, 1519 nt
Organism: Diospyros lotus (date-plum)
Lineage: Eukaryota; Viridiplantae; Streptophyta; Magnoliopsida; Ericales; Ebenaceae
Product: inositol-phosphate phosphatase-like
Exons: 12
Coding region: 428-1240 (270 amino acids)
Biological process (GO): phosphatidylinositol phosphate biosynthetic process; signal transduction; inositol metabolic process
Molecular function (GO): inositol monophosphate 1-phosphatase activity
Source: RefSeq, a predicted model, not a curated record